Cantharellus anzutake is the source of this 1622-nucleotide messenger RNA. RefSeq lists its product as uncharacterized. Gene Ontology annotation, biological process: intracellular monoatomic cation homeostasis. The record is from RefSeq and is a predicted model, not a curated record. The transcript is spliced from 4 exons. The coding region runs from base 171 to 1448 and encodes 425 amino acids. NCBI's taxonomy places the organism in Eukaryota, Fungi, Basidiomycota, Agaricomycetes, Cantharellales, Hydnaceae. Gene Ontology annotation, molecular function: ribosome binding. Gene Ontology annotation, cellular component: mitochondrial inner membrane.
AUUCAACUUGGCGGCCGCCACGGACGAGUCAGGAACGCGUGUCCAUCGUUUACGAAUACGCCCAACAAUAGGGUCGCUGCACAAGCAGGAAGGCCUCGGAUGAUUCGGGCCAUAUGGCGCCAGCAAAGGCUAGAUAGUCGCACGGCACAGCGCAGAUUAGCAUCGGAUGGAUGCGCAAGAAUCGUCACUGCCCCUCGCUUCGGACGCGUCGCCGCCAAUACAUUUCAGCCCCUAGAAUUUUCCUAACAUUUCACCUUCUAAACACUCGCUCCUUUCAUACCAGCCCGGCAUGUGGUUCCGUCAACGCAAAGCCUUCAAUCACCCAGAAAGAUACUACUGAUGUGCCUCUGGACUCUUUCCCACUUUCGACGCCAGCCAAGUCAAGAAAGAUAGAGCUUCGCCCAGCCCCCAUAAAAGACAGCCCGUCAGCUGUUCCUCCAUCCUCACCUUCCGGCCAUGUUGAGCAUCCCGUAUCCGCAAAAGAGAAAUCGCUCCCAACUUCUAAUUUCACACCCCCACCCACGAUUAUUCUUCCUCCCAAUGGCCCAUCACCCAUAUUGGAUCAAGUCGGGAAGGAUCUGAGAAACGCUGAGAGACAUGGCAUCUUGACUCCCCCACCUGAAGGGGCUAGUACACUCUCUAAAUUGGUCCAUCAAGCGAAGCAGCUAUUCAAGUUCUAUUGGGAGGGCUUAAGGGCACAAUACCGGAAUCACCAACACAUGCGGGCCAUUCUUUUACGUAUUAGAGAAGGCAAAGCUGCGGGAAAGCCAGAGCCGUUAAUGACAAGAUGGGAAACCCAGUUUAUUAGAACGCACAAGAGAGAUCUACGCAAACUCGUGCCCUUCGUCUUCAUUCUAGUCAUCCUAGAGGAAGCCCUUCCGCUCAUCGUUCUAUAUGCACCCGGCAUGCUUCCCUCGACCACAAUCCUACCAGCGCAAGCUGACCGCAUAUACCGCCGGAAGGAAGAGAAGAGGGCUGAAGCUUUAGUUCAAGCCAAGUUCUUCCUCGAGUCGAGUAACACAUCAACUCCAUCCGACACUUCCAGACGUGGUGUAGCCGGGCUCGACAAUGACUUAGCAUGGACAAUAUGCAGGUACGUCUCUCUGAUAGUAGGCUACGCCGUGGAUCCCAAGGAAUUUUGCAGAGUGUACGGGUUGUCGGACCGAGGGCCCCGUUCUCUAGUUAACCGACGACUGUUGAGGCACCUCGGUUACAUUUCCGACGAUGACCGGCUACUUACGCAUGAGGAAUUCGGAGAUCGUCUUGAUUUCGAAGAGCUCCGAGUGGCAUUGAAUGAGCGGGGAUAUCUCACAGUGGGUCGGAAUGAGACUGAGCUGCGCCGAGUCCUUCGGCACUGGCUUGUGACGGUUAGGACUCCGGAGGAUAUGAUCAAGUCUUUACUCAUCCAUGCACUUGACGCGGAUGUGGAGGCGGCUCUGCGGAAUUAGGAUGCUCCUUUGCAAUCUUGACAACUUACAAAGCUUAUAUGAGCCAUAUCAAGAUGACAAGGGUGUAAUGCUUGUUCCGCAUCACUGUUAAUGUACAGCGUACUAAUAGUACAGUAGUCGAUAUAUAUGUAUCGAAGCCCCAUGCGGAUGCAUGGUACUAGUGCCUUCACCGAG